AAUGCAUGUGUACAAAAAAACAUUACAAGCUUUGAUAUAUCCCAUAUCCAGUACAACUCCUCAUAAUUUUCAACCGUGGACAGCAACAUCACCAACAUAUUGUUAUGAAUGUGAAGGUUUAUUAUGGGGAAUUGCAAGGCAAGGAGUGAGAUGUACUGAAUGUGGUGUGAAAUGCCACGAGAAGUGUAAAGAUCUCUUAAAUGCUGACUGUUUACAGAGAGCAGCAGAAAAAAGCUCUAAGCAUGGAGCAGAAGAUAAAGCCAACAAUAUUAUUAUGGCAAUGAAAGAAAGAAUGAAAAUUAGAGAGAGGGAUAAGCCAGAAAUUUUUGAAUUAAUCAGGCUGACAUUUGGUGUUGAUCCUGAUACACAUGUUGAUGCUCUGCAACAGGGUGAGAGUUCCAUCAUGGAAGGGACUUGCAAGUGGUCAGCAAAGAUUGCCAUCACAGAAAUAAAUAGCUUACUUAUUAGCUAUGAAAUUAAACUGAUAUUGAUUGAGAGAUGAUCAAAGAAAAUGAAAAGUAAAUGGUAGGUAAUUAAGACAUAUUAUCACCCUUGAAUCUCUUGAAAAAUAUUUAAAAUCCAAAAGUAAGAAUACAGUAGAAUCUGUUUAUAAGGUUUAUUAAAUAAUAAAAAUGUUAGCAAAUUUAUAUUAAUGUAUAUAAAUUGAAAUAGUACAUUAUUUAUUAAUUAGGUAGCAUGUAUCAAUAAAUAAUCUAGAAAUUUUCAAGAAAUAUUUAAAAUUCUUUCUUUAAUUUACUAAAAUAUCAUCCAUAUAAUAUAGAUAAAUUGGAAGGAAAAGACAGAAUAAUACCUAUGUAUGAAACCACAAAUCUCUUGUUAUUAUUUUUAUCAAAAAGAUAAUUUAUGCAAGUUUAAACCUAGGUCUAAAUGUUGGGGGGGAAAAGUAUACUUCUGAACGACAAAAUUUGAAUUUUGCAUAUGUACUAGUUGCAUGUUGUACAGGAGUUUACUGUAGUUGAAAUCAGUCAUUUUAGAUGUUUUAUAAAUAAGAAAAAUAUUUUGAAAGAAUAAAAUAUUUAAAGAUGAUGUUAUCAAAUAUGCAUUUGAUUUUUAACAUCUAUAAUAAUUGAAAAAUAAAUAUAGAAACCUAAAAUUUUAAAAUUUUUUCAAAACUUAGACAUUUGUUGAUUUUAUAUUUUAUAUUAAAAUGCUUGGAAUAUCCUCUAUGAACAUAGGUAUAAAGUUCAAUAGUAAUAAUUUAAAAUUAUGAGUUAAUUAAAUGUACUCAGAAUGUAACAUUUAACUCUACUACUGUGGCACUUGCUUACAGUCUUGAUGAGAAACAUAUAAAAUCAACCUUAUUUAAUGCACUUACAAUGUCAAGUGCAGUCAAAGCUACAAACUAUUUUGCAUAUAUUUAAAUGUAAUUUAAAAUGUAUAUACAUAAUUUUUUAUUAAAACUUGAUCAAUAGUUUUUUGAGAAAUUAUAGAUUCAACCCAAGUGAUUGGGCUGCAAUUUUCAAAUUGCAGACCUAUACAUUAUCACUGUCUGAGACACAGUCGAGACUAAAUAUGGAAAGGUUAGGGGCCAGAGGCUCUGAUUAACUGUAAAUUAACUUCUAGUUGAGAUUAGAAGUCAUGUGGCAUCAAUUCAAAAUUUUAUCCAGAAUGGAAUUAUAUGAAUGAUCAGCAUGACAUUUAUUUGUUAUCAGGAGAAGUAUGAUGUACAGGGGAAAGACCACUAAAAUUCAGACCAAAUAUGGAAAGCUUAAGGGCAGGACACCCUGAUUGAUUAACUAUAUAAGAACUUAAGG
Molecule: messenger RNA, 1775 nt
Organism: Centruroides sculpturatus (bark scorpion)
Lineage: Eukaryota; Metazoa; Arthropoda; Arachnida; Scorpiones; Buthidae
Product: protein unc-13 homolog B-like
Exons: 4
Coding region: 2-502 (166 amino acids)
Biological process (GO): dense core granule priming; synaptic vesicle maturation; synaptic transmission, glutamatergic
Cellular component (GO): presynaptic active zone cytoplasmic component; neuromuscular junction; synaptic vesicle membrane
Molecular function (GO): diacylglycerol binding; syntaxin-1 binding; calmodulin binding
Source: RefSeq, a predicted model, not a curated record